AUGACUUCUAUCGCAGCAAAAUUCCACAACCAACUGCUGGUCCAAAGUGAGGACCAGCAUGGUAACCUGCGACCUGUCUCUGCUCUCGACAAUGAUUCUAUCAGACCAGUCCCAGUGAAAGACCGAAAAUGGAACCAGCUGACUUACAUGCUGUUUUGGCUUUCGGCAACAGCAAAUGUCAGCAACUUAUACUCCGCCUCGACUGGUAUGACGGCGGGUCUUUCGAUGUGGGAGGCAAUUGCUUGCACGCUAGGUGGUCAGUUUUUGGCCGGAUGUCUCAUAGCGAUCAAUGGGCGUGCUGGCGCCGUCUAUCGAAUUCCGUUUCCUGUUCUCUGCCGUGCUUCUUUCGGCACCUGGGGCGCCUUGUGGCCCACCUUCAACCGUGCCUGCAUGUCGAUUGUGUGGAAUGGUGUCAAUUGCGUCCAGGGAGCCCAGUGUUUACAUGUCUUUUUACAUGCUAUCUUUCCAUCGAUUGUAAAUAUCCCCGACAAGAUGGGCUCAAAGUCUGCGCUGACAUCGGCACAAAUGAUGUGUUUCUUCGUAUACUGGAUUGUAAACUGUGCUUUCCUCGUCAUCCCCAUACCGAAAAUGAGGGGCCUCAUCUAUGUCAAAGUAGUCGCCUUCUUUGGCGCAGUCUUUGUUAGUGGAUCAACGAAGAGCUGGUUGAUAUGCAAAUUCUUCUUUCUCGGACUUGCUAGCUGUGGCACUUUUAUUUCCAACGCCGCCGACCUCCAACGCUACACAAGAAAGCCCAAUGAUCCAAUUGCAGGACAGGUGAUUAGCUUCCCACUCUCGAAUUUUAUCGUUGCUGUUUGUGGCAAUGUCAUUGCUGCGGCUAGCAAGAGGAUAUUCGGAGAACUCAUUUGGAAUCCGUUGACUCAUCUGGAUAUGCUAAUGGAGGGCGACCGAUACACUCAUGCCAACCGCGCAGGCUGUGCUCUUAUCUCCCUAUGUUUGAUGUUCGCGACACUCACCUCGGCUAUAUUCGAAAACUCUAUCCCAGCUGGUAACGAUAUUGCCGCAUUACUGCCCAAAUACAUCACCGUUAAGCGAGGUUUCUUCAUCUGUGCGAUUCUCUCCUACGCCAUUUGUCCGUGGUAUUUGCUCGCUACGGCUGCCGUGUUCAUCAACUUCCUCUCCUCUUAUCAAAUCUUCCUUUCCGCCAUUGCCGGUAUUUUGAUUUGCGACUACUACCUCCUUCGCAAAGGAUAUCUAGAUAUCCCCCUUCUCUACAAAGGACGGAAGAGCAGUGACGGAAAUCAUAUUAAUAACAUUUACUACUACAAAGGUGGAUUCAAUGUUCGCGCCUUUGUCGCUUACCUUAUCCCUGUCGCCAUUCAUUUUUACGGUUUCCUCAAUCAGAUGGGCGUUUCUGCGCCAACCGGUAUCAUCAAGUUUUACUACGUCGCAUAUCCUACGGGUCUAUUGAUUGCAUUGGGGUUAUACUAUCUCAUUUGUGUCUUGUUUCCCGCUCCAGGCAUCGAUAGACAUGCUGGCUGGAAUGAACCGAAAAAUUAUAUUGACGAGCAUGAUCUAUCGGGAAUUACCGAAGGUAUAAUCCAGGAUGUAGAAGUGGUGGCGCAGUGUAUCGUGGGCGAAAAGAGUCGCAAUCUUUCAGAAAAGGUAUUUUCUGAGGCGGAUUCUGCUUAG
Molecule: messenger RNA, 1650 nt
Organism: Talaromyces amestolkiae
Lineage: Eukaryota; Fungi; Ascomycota; Eurotiomycetes; Eurotiales; Trichocomaceae
Exons: 7
Coding region: 1-1650 (549 amino acids)
Biological process (GO): transmembrane transport; nucleobase transport
Cellular component (GO): plasma membrane
Molecular function (GO): nucleobase transmembrane transporter activity
Source: RefSeq, a predicted model, not a curated record